Molecule: messenger RNA, 1824 nt
Organism: Mesocestoides corti
Lineage: Eukaryota; Metazoa; Platyhelminthes; Cestoda; Cyclophyllidea; Mesocestoididae
Source: the annotation of a GenBank genome assembly
AUGGACUCUAUCAAGAAGAAAAUGCUGGCUAUGAAGCUGGAGAAGGAAAAUGCCUUGGAUAAGGCCAUAAAUUUGGAGAGCCAGCUCAAGGAGAAGGCAAGGGACUUCGAAAAAAAGGAGGAAGAGAUGAACGAGAUGCUUGCAAAGGUUAAGAACAUUCAGGCUGAGGUUGACACUGUCCAAGAAUCUCUACAGGAAGCCAUCAGUAAGCUUGAAGAGACCGAAAAGCGUGCUACUAAUUUAAUGAAAAUGGAAGGCUCCGCGACUGUUGAAACUGUCAAGUCUAAGAUUUUGGCUAUGACCUCGGAGAAGGAGCGUUUAGAAAGAGAAAUUGCUCUUAAAAACGAUGAUAUUGAAAUUGAGCGACGAAAAAAGGAGGCUGCUGAAGCUGAAGUUGCAGCCAUGACCCGCCGCAUUCGUCUUUUGGAGGAAGAUUUUGAACAGUCAAGUGGUCGUCUAACUGAAACGUCCACCAAACUGGAUGAUGCCAGCAAAGCAGCUGAAGAGAGCGAGAGUGCACGAUGGCGUCUAAAUAAUCAACAGGGUGCUGAUGAGCUGAAAAUUAGCGAAUUAGAGCGUGCUAUUGCAACUGCGACAAUGGCUACCGAAGAAGCUGAGUGGAAAUAUGAGGAGUGCAUGAAAAAGGCUGACUACUGCUCAACUUCACUUAGUAAAAAGACAAUUUACUCUAACUUUAAUGGUCGCGCGUGCAGGAACCGUAAGACUCUUGAGACCAGAUCGAUCUCUGACGAUGAGCGUAUGGCUCAACUUGAGGACCAGGUGAAGGAAGCCAAGUACAUCGCGGAGGAUGCUGAACGUAAAUACGAUGAGGCAAUCCAGGUCAUGCGAUUCUGCUCCGAAAACCCCGCAGAUGGUCGUAUCAAUGCUGCCCGUCGUCUGGCCAUUACAGAAGUUGACCUGGAGCGUGCAGAAUCGCGUCUCGAAACCUCAGAGAGCAAAAUCGUUGAGCUCGAGGAGGAGCUGCGUAUUGUUGGUAACAACAUGAAAUCUCUCGAGGUCUCCGAGCAAGAGUCCCUCCAACGUGAGGAGAGUUACGAGGAGACCAUCCGAGACUUGACUGAGCGACUGAAGACGAACGCCGAAUUAGAAGCGAUGUACUUGAAGCGGCUUGAUCUCUUGCGGGAACAACUUAAAGAAGCUGAGCAGCGUGCAGCUGAGGCUGAGCGCCAAGUCUCCAAGCUCCAGAACGAGGUGGACCGUCUUGAAGGUUCGAAUAUUAUUACCACCUGCUACCUUGAACUGCCUGCUAACGUUUGCCUUUUUCUACUUCCUUUGCUUGCCUCUGCACGAUUUUCUUACUUGCAUGAUGCUUCACAAAGGCUGAGUCAAGGGCGGAGGCCGCAGAAGCCGUAUCGAAAAGGUACGAACAGGAAAUACAACGAGUCAAAGAAACCCUCUCCUCAGAGAACAAAACUUUUACGCUACUUCGACAGGAAAUCGACUCUGCACUGGACGAGUACCACUCCAUUUGAGGCGUUAAGGGUCCACGGAAAAUGGCAAGCUCACUCGAAGGACCGUAAAACUUCAAUGGUAGCCAAUUGGGACGAACUGCUCUCGGAGAAGGAGCGCUACAGAGCGAUCAGCGGAGAGUUGGACACUACCUUUGCCGAGCUCACUUCAUUCUAAGCGGUCUGCAUUAUGGAGCUUUACUCAUGUAUUGCUAGAAACUCUCCCCCCUAUCCCAUUUCAUGUGUUAGAUGUCUGGUAAAAUCGCUCCUCUCCUGUUCCCUCGGGUUGCACAUUUGAGCCUUCUUUUAUUUAGUAAUUGGCAUUGCUUUCGAAGGAAUUUAUUUACCAAUGUCC